This is a messenger RNA of Dictyostelium purpureum, 1149 nucleotides long. RefSeq lists its product as uncharacterized. The transcript is spliced from 3 exons. Bases 1 to 1149 code for a protein of 382 amino acids. Lineage: Eukaryota; Evosea; Eumycetozoa; Dictyosteliales; Dictyosteliaceae. The record is from RefSeq and is a predicted model, not a curated record.
AUGGCAAAUAUUAAUAGUAAAAAAAGACAAUUUGAAGAAGAAUAUGAAUGGGGUGGAUUAGAUAAUUUAAUGGGUUUAAAUCCAAAAUCAGAAAGAAGUGAUGUUAAAGCUAGUAUAUUUGACUUAAAUAAAAUUAGAGACUCUAUUUUAUUUGAAAAAAACAGAUUUAGUUUUUGUUUAUCACCACCAAAAGAAAAACCAGAUACAUUUAAAUUUACUAAAGAACCAAAAAGAUCAACAUCACCAAAAAAAUCAAUUUCACCAAAUAGAUCAAAAUCUCCAGAAUCAAAAGAAAAUCUUCAACCAAAUAAACAACAAUCACCACAUCAACAAGCAUUACUAAAGAAACAAAAAGAACUGCCUCCCUCAAUUCAAAACCAACAAAAUCAUCAAUAUAAUACAAGAAAAAUACCAACAUCAUUACCACAAAAUGGAGUUAAUAAACAAAACAAUAAUAAUAUAACUCAAACAACUGUACAGACUACUGCUACAACGAUACCAAACACCAAUAAUAACUAUAAUAACUAUAAUAACAAUAUAAAUAAUAAUAAUAAUAAUAAUAAUAAUAAUAACAAACCAAUGUCAUUAUCAAGUAUCUCAAGCUCACCAAUAAAACCACAAAUCUCGAAUAAUGUAACAAUAAAAAGAUUUUCAACAAACCAACAACAACCUUCAAAAAGACAACAACUUGAUUCUACAAAUAAUGAUACCAAUACAUUUAAAAAUAGACCACCAACACCAACCAAAUCAAAUACACCUCCAUUAAAUAUUUUAUCCCAAAAACCUCCAUUAACACCAAAUAGAAAUAACCAACAGCAAAUGACAACAAAUGAUUUACUUAAAACUUCUGCAGUAUCCUCUUCAUCAUUAAAUAGAUCAACACUAACUAAAAGUUUAAACAAUGGUAUAACAUCAUCAACAACAACAACAACAACGACAACAAAUAAUGAAACAAAAGAAAUUAUAAAUAAACUUGAAAACAAAAUUAAAAUAUUAGAAAUGGAAAAUAAAAUAUUUAGAAAUUCAUUAGAUAAUAAGGACAAAUCAAUUGAAGAUUUAUCAAAUAGAGUUUCUGAAUUAGAAUUCCAACUUGCAAAUUUUAUGGUUGAAGUUAAAAUGUUUUUUAAUGAAAAUAAUUCUCAACAAUAA